UUACUAAUAUAAUUGUCAUUUUCACAGACGUUUCAUGUUCGAGACGUUCUGUGAGCAUAAAGAAGAUCUUCAGGAUGGAGAGACUUUGACUUGGAUAGCAAAUGCCAAUAUGAUCCUGAAAGUGUACAGUGACCUAACACCAUGUGAAAGCAAUGUGUAUGGGAAGGUUUCCAUGUGUCAUCCACCCUUUAAUAACCAUCCUACCUCUUACUCUCAGUAUAAAUCUCAUGAGCAUGAGGAGUAUGGAAACAAGCUGCAGAACUCUAAUUCUCUCACAAGCUGUCAAGGACAUAUGAGAACUCACACUGUGAAUGGACCUCUGGAAUAUAAGACAUGUUUCAAUCUUUUUGAUCUCCAAAGUUUGUUGGUAGAUCAGGAAACACACAGUGCAAAAACAGUCCACCAAUUCGAAGAAUAUAGAAAGGCCUCUGCUUGUGAGAGUUCACUUUACACAUCUGGAGGAACUCAAACUGUCAGAAAGCAUUAUCAGUGUAAUAUAUGUGGGAAACAGCUGAGUUCUUCCAUUUCUCUUCGAGGACAUGAAAGAAUUCAUAGUGGUGAAAAACCCUAUGAAUGUAAAAAGUGUGGAAAAACCUUUACACUAUUCAGUUACCUUCGAACACAUGAAAAACUUCAUAAGGGAGAGAAAGCAUUUGAAUGUAAACAAUGGGGUAAAGCCUUUAGGCAUAACAGCCAUCUUCAUAGGCAUGAAAAAAUGCAUACUGGAGAGAAACCCUAUGCAUAUAGAGAAUGUGGUAAGGCCUUUCGAUAUAAUAGUGAUCUUCAAAGACCUCAAAAAAUGUAUAGUGGAGAAAAACCCUAUGCAUGUAGAGAAUGUGGUAAGGCCUUUCGAUAUAAUAGUGAUCUUCAAAGACCUCAAAAAAUGUAUAGUGGAGAAAAACCCUAUGAAUGUAAUCAAUGUGGUAAAGCCUUUAGAUGUAAGAGCCAUCUUCAAAGACAUGAAAAAAUUCAUACUGGAGAAAAACCCUAUGAAUGUAAUCAAUGUGGUAAAGCCUUUAGAUGUAAGAGCCAUCUUCAAAGACAUGAAAAAAUUCAUACUGGAGAAAAACCCUAUGAAUGUAAACAGUGUAGUAAAGCCUUUAGAUGUAAGAGCAAUCUUCAAACACAUGAAAAAAUUCAUACUGGAGAAAAACCCUAUGAAUGUAAACAAUGUAGUAAAGCCUUUGGAUGUAAGAGCAGUCUUCAAACACAUGAAAAAAUUCAUACUGGAGAAAAACCAUAUGAAUGUAAACAAUGUAGUAAAGCCUUUGGAAGUAAGAGCAAUCUUAGAACACAUGAAAAAAUUCAUACUGGAGAAAAACCCUAUGAAUGUAAACAAUGUGGUAAAGGCUUUAGAUGUAAGAGAAAUCUUCAAAGACAUGAAAAAAUUCAUACUGGAGAAAAACCAUAUGAAUGUAAGCAAUGUGGUAAAGCGUUUAGAUGGCACAGUUCCCUUCACUUCCAUGAAAGAAUUCAUACUGGCGAAAAGCCAUAUGAAUGUAAAAAAUGUGAUAAGACCUUUACAUUUCCUAAUUCUUUACUACAUGAAAAAAUUCAUACUGGAGAAAAACCGUAUGAGUGUAAACAGUGUGUCAAAGUCUUUAGAG
Messenger RNA from Nannospalax galili (Upper Galilee mountains blind mole rat), 1607 nucleotides. RefSeq names its product zinc finger protein OZF-like. The annotation marks the transcript as partial. Gene Ontology annotation, cellular component: nucleus. The transcript is spliced from 2 exons. Gene Ontology annotation, molecular function: DNA-binding transcription factor activity, RNA polymerase II-specific; RNA polymerase II cis-regulatory region sequence-specific DNA binding. Lineage: Eukaryota; Metazoa; Chordata; Mammalia; Rodentia; Spalacidae. The record is from RefSeq and is a predicted model, not a curated record. Gene Ontology annotation, biological process: regulation of transcription by RNA polymerase II.